This is a messenger RNA of Pundamilia nyererei, 1953 nucleotides long. NCBI's taxonomy places the organism in Eukaryota, Metazoa, Chordata, Actinopteri, Cichliformes, Cichlidae. The record is from RefSeq and is a predicted model, not a curated record.
AAAAUCACAAUAUAGUUUCUUUCAUAUAAAUAAAGACAGAAUAUGUAAAUAUGCAGAUUCACAAAUAAUGAAACCAACAAACCAAAACAUUCCUUCAAUUACGGUCCUGUGUUAACCCCGUUUUCUUCAUUCUUAUAUUUGUUUAAAAUUAGUUUUGGUUUAUGUUGUUACUUUCUUUUAUUUCUGCUUUUAGACUGUUCCAUAAUUUAACUCCGUCAGCUUGAGAAAACUAUUAGUUUCCUUCUUUUAUCAGGUAACUGCUGGUUUGUGUCUGCAAUAUCUGCACUGACCUUUCAAACAAAUCUGAUGGAACAAGUUGUACCAAUGGAUCAGUCCUUUGAGGAUUAUGCAGGAAUAUUUCACUUCCGGUUCUGGUGGUUUGGAAAGUGGGUAGAUGUUGUCAUUGAUGACAAUCUGCCAACGAAAAACAAGCAGUUACUGUUUGCGUCCUCGAAAUGUGGAAAUGAGUUCUGGGCUCCUCUGCUGGAGAAGGCAUAUGCCAAACUUUGUGGUUCAUAUGCAAACAUGCGUGGUUGGUCAUCAUCAGAUGCCUUCAAAGAUUUCACUGGAGGUGUGAACCAGAUUUACUAUCCCACAGAGCCCAACGCACCGAGUUGCGAUGAGCUUUGGCUGACACUAAGCAGAGCCACUAAGUGCAAAUCACUGAUUUGCUGUUCGACUUCGUGUAAAGAGGAUGCAAUGGCCAACACUGGAUUGGUGAUGGGGCAUGCCUAUUCUGUCACAGGCAUCACUGAGGUGGAAUUAAACGCCUCCAAAGUACGACUGGUGCGAGUCAUGAACCCAUGGGGCAGACGGGAGUGGAACGGAAAAUGGAGCGACAAGUCAGAUUUGUGGGACAAAGUAAGUCCAGAAGUUAAAAAAAAGUGUUUCGACCGUGACGACGGAGAGUUCUGGAUGCAAAUGGAGGACUUCUGUUCCUGUUUUGCUAAAGUAUACAUCUGCUGUCAGACCCCUAACUUUCUUGAUGGAGACUUAAAAUGUCAGUGGAAUUGCAUGAUUUACGAUGGCAGCUGGGUAGCAGGGACAUCUGCAGGUGGCAAUGUGAAACACUGCCCUGUCAAGGAGGGGAAGAUGAAAAAGAUGACCAUCUUUCUGAGGUUUGAAAAAUCUAUCCGAGACAAAGACAAUGAGAAAGCCACUGAUGAGGAUCCAAACUAUGCCUUAUUUAAACUCUAUGCUGAUCAGAAUCUCUUUCAUCGCUCUGAUGUGAAUGAAAAUGGAUCCCUGUCUGACGAUGAGCUCCAGAAGGCGAUUAAAGCCGCAGGAAUGGAUGUUAAUGAUGCCAGUGUAGGGCUGAUGAUGUCUCGGUAUUCAGGCUUCUCCACCACCUCUUUGGAGGAGUUCACCACUCUCAUGUUGCGCCUGGAUAAGAUGUCAGGUGGAGCCACUUUGAUGACAGACAAAGAGCUGAUGAAGAGAGGGCGUGGAGCUUUUGACUACAGGUCUGCUGAAGGUGUGAUCGCAGUUAAAUGGUUUGACAACAAAUGUGUGAACCUGCUAAGUAAUGCUUCUGCGAUCAUGCCACUUUCAACUGUCAAACGCUGGAGCAAAGAGUCCAAGGCGAAAGUUAUGAUCCCAUGCCCAUCACUCAUCCCUGCAUACAAUGAGCAUAUGGGAGGGAUAGAUCUCUCUGACAUGCUGGUACACCUGUACAAGACCCCAGCCAAGUCUACAAGAUGGUACCUGCCACUCUUUGGUUACAUGCUUGAUCUGUCCAUUGCAAAUUCCUGGCUGGUCUACAAGAGGGAAAGGGGACAACUAAACCAGAAACCAAUCACACUCAAAAGAUUCCGCCUGGCAGUUGCGCAUAGCUUGAAACAAGUCAACAAGCCAGCAUCCAGCUCUCCACCACCACCAAAGAAACGAUACACCCCAAGACCCUCACACCCACAGCCAGAUUAUGGAAUUAAGACUGACCAGGAGGAGCAGUAG